Messenger RNA from Paraphaeosphaeria sporulosa, 1581 nucleotides. RefSeq lists its product as uncharacterized. The coding region runs from base 1 to 1581 and encodes 526 amino acids. The record is from RefSeq and is a predicted model, not a curated record. The transcript is spliced from 2 exons. Lineage: Eukaryota; Fungi; Ascomycota; Dothideomycetes; Pleosporales; Didymosphaeriaceae.
AUGCCGAUCGACUCUUUCGCUGGGCCUUCCUGCAAGGAUCUGGUCGAAUUCAUGAAGAGUGUUAAGAACAUUCCCGCAAAGCACAAGGAUGGCUUCGAAGGCAUGUCAAAGAAGGCGAUCGAAACUGUGUGCGAUAUUGAUGCGCUGCAUAUAUGGGAGAGCGGCGAUGAUAUCGAUGACUUCUUGCACCUGACGCAGGUCAUCGUCAAGCUCAAAAUUGAGACGGAGAAGCACGAGGGCAGGCGAAAGAAGGAGCCAGCUAUGGUCAUCAUUUCUUCGGAGCAAGCGGCAGGAAGGAACGGAGGAGAUGGUUUCGAGCGAAUCUGCGAGGUAGUCCGCAAUUUGUUGAUGUCCGGCGGAAAGAAGCACCUCAAUGACACAGUGUGCGCAUUCGGCGCAGUUGUCGUCGUCCGCGGCAUCGACUACACUUCCUCGAGCGAUAACAAAGCCGCCGUAAAGCGCAUCAACACUGCCAUCGAGCGAGUAUUCAAGAUGCAGCGCCCCGGUGUCAAACAGGUCGUCUGGCACCACGGCCCCAUCCUCUCCCUCCUCCUCACUUGGAUCGACAACACGACCUCGGACCUCCGCACCGCUCUCACAGCUAUCAGUGUAACCGCUGCGCUCGACCUCACUUCCGGCGUCAAGCCUUCGCCCCUGGGCAAACCCAACAAGCAGGCCGACCUCCAAACCCUCGAAGACUACGCGAAGCGUCUCGACAUCCCCGUCGUCUUCGUCGACCCCACCUCCCAACUCAUUUCGUACGAGUACCUCGCGACCUACAUGUACUACUGGGCGUACUACAUCCACAUAUUCCUCCCCUCUUCCAUCCUCCGCCCACAUUUCUACGCCGCCCUCGACGCCCUCGUGACAUUCUGCUUCCGGCUCCGCGGCGCGAGCGACUCUACCUACGGCACCUCCGCUGUGCGUAUGGUGAAGGAACACCUCUCCGCUUCCACUGCGCGCCCCUGGGCUCGCACUUGCAUCGACGCGUCUUUCUACACCAAAGAGCUCUGCCGCGGCACCGCCACCGACGCCCAGAUCCACAACGCAGUCCAGCUCGCCGAUUCUCCCUUUUCCCUCCUCAAUCCCACAGCUGGAUAUCCGCUCCCCGCGUUCGCCCGCCUGCCGCUGUGCCCGUCGGACAACCCAGGUGAGACUACGGGCAAGGCGUACAUCGCCGCCCGCGUGUCCUUCACACUCCUAACCUGCACAUUCCGCGCUUCGUCGUCGUCUCCCUUCUACAUCCUUCUCCCGCGCGAGGGGCGGGACGUCGACAGGGUCACCGCCUGGAUACAAGGCAGUAUGAUGGGCGUGCUGGAGCGGCUGCGCAGGGACAAGGGCAAGGACGCCGUGCGCAUCGACAACAAGGAAACGCACAUGUAUGCCGAGGUUACAAAAGCGUGUAAGUGGGCGCUGGACGGGUGUAGGGGGAAGAUGCCGGAGGGGGUCGAGGGGAAGGUGAAGUUCGUGCGAGAGAAGGUGAAGAGGGGGACGUUUUGCUAUGUCAGCGGGAUGGUGAAGGAGGCACAGGUCGAGAGGUCCAGGUCCAGGAGGAGGAGUAGGUCUGCUGGAGGGUGGUAG